AAAAAUAAAAAAACGGGCGGAAGUUGUCAAAGAAGAAGGGUUACACCAACAAUGGGUUUAAUCAUGCCGGUCCAGCAUUUUUGGAGUGCAAAUUCCGUGGUGAAAGGGACAGGUGAACAAGAGUGGAAAGAGAGAGAGAGAGAGAGAGAUCGAUCUAAAUGUAAGGGGGUUGUGUUGUUUGUUUCUGUUUGCUGCAAUUUUUUACACCACAUUUCUCUCACACACCCACACUCACGCUCUCUUUCUCUCACUUUCUCUUUCUUUCUGCCUUAUUUUCCCUUUUUUGCUUCAAUACCGUUCAAAGCCCUCACUCUUUUUUUGCCAUUCCUCCAAUAGCCCAAACUAUGUUUCGAACAUCGUCUGUAACUCGUCAUUUGCGCGUGACACCUCGCAACUUCCAACAGCGCAAGGCUUCCACCAUCGCCUUGAAAGACUUAGAGACGCGCUGGUCGACAAUGUCGGCCUCUGAGCAAAACACUGUAGCCAAGCAGCUGGAAGAAGCUCAAAAGGGUGACUGGAAAGUUCUUUCCAGUGAGGAUAAAAAGGCUGCCUAUUAUAUCGCGUUUGGCCCACAUGGUCCUCGUGAGCCCAUUACUCAUCCUGGUCAUGGAGGUAAGGUGUUUGCCGGCGUAGGUGCUCUGUUGGCUACAUCGGGCGUGCUCUUUUGGACGAUUCGUGCGAACGGCGAGGAAACGCCUCACACCCUCAGCAAGGAGUGGGAGCAGGCUACGAAUGAGUACCUCAGAAGCCAGAACUCCAACCCCAUCACUGGUAUCUCGUCGGAAGGAUACAAGGGCAAAGGCUAUGUCCGUUAAAGCUUUGUUGUUGCAUC
Zychaea mexicana is the source of this 832-nucleotide messenger RNA. Its product is annotated as cytochrome c oxidase subunit IV. The transcript has 3 exons. Gene Ontology annotation, biological process: mitochondrial electron transport, cytochrome c to oxygen. Lineage: Eukaryota; Fungi; Mucoromycota; Mucoromycetes; Mucorales; Lichtheimiaceae. The record is from RefSeq and is a predicted model, not a curated record. Bases 345 to 815 code for a protein of 156 amino acids.